UCCAACAUGACGAGAAGAGACAAACCUCCUCCGCCUUCAAGCUCCCGAAAGCGCAGCGAAAGAAGAGCUGGUAGAAGAAGACAUGUUGCUGCUGGUGGCGCUGACAGCUCUGAACAACUGCUUCGGCCAUCGGCACCGAAGACAAUUUACAGUUACUUAGAAGGGUUGUACGAGAGAAGAGGAUCUGACCGAGAGGAGGCACUCGCUUCAAUAAUUGGGGUGUUAAAUAGCAGAUUAGAGCAUGACUUUCUAGAAAAGAAUUUCGCAAGUUUUCUAUACAGGGGCUUGAAUUCCUUCAAAAAGGGUUCCUCCAAGGAGAAGCAGCUAUCACUUCAUCUCGUAGGGUUGCUUGCCAUGAUCAUUGGGCAUGAGGAUAAAGUGUCUGAAGUGUACAGGGAGUUGCUUCCUGUUCUUUCUAAAGCUCCGAAAUCUGGAACCACGGCAGUGAAGGUAUUAGAUUGUUUGGGCAUUGUGGCUUUUUUUGGUGCAACCAACUCAGAGGAUAUUCAAAAUGCAAUGCAAAUUAUAUGGAAGUUCAUUCAUGCUGAUCAAUCUGAUGCAAAUGAAGAAAAGCAUUCGGCGGCGGUCCUAGUUGCUGCAAUCAAUGCUUGGUUGUUUCUACUUACGAGCGUGGAAGGAUGGAGACUCAGACACAACAACUGGAAUGGAGCCAUUGAUUACUUCUCAACCCUGUUGUUAAAGCAUGAUGAUAAAUCAGUCCGUGUGGCUGCUAGUGAAGCACUAGCUUUGAUUUUCGAAACCGGUAGUUUGGAAAAGUUCUGGGGAGAAGGAAAGGAACGUAGCUAUUCUCAUAUGCAACAAUUAGUGAGGGAGAGUAUCGUUGCAAACGACGUCCGCCAAGUUGUGAAAUAUUUUGAGAAUUUUCAAUGCCCGGGAACAUCAUUAACAGUCAAUGGAAAAGAUCUAAAGCUAUCAUCAUGGUAUCAGAAGAUCCAGUUACAGUUUUUGAAGGGUUUUUUAGCUGAAGGGUUCGAACUACAAGUGAAGGAAAAUGAAAAAUUACAGAAUCUGUUCGAGUUCAAUCCACAUCGAAUUAUACAUUCGGGUCGAGAAUUGUAUGCGUCCACCACUGAUAAAAUCAGUGUCUCUUUCUUUUUACCUGAAGAAAGAGACCCUGAAAAAUUAACAAAGGAAGAUCGAAAGAAACAAAAGAUUUGGAGAAACUCUGUUCUAAAGAAGGCACAGACCUUAAACACAUCUUAUUUUCAAUUUUUUUUAUAG
Molecule: messenger RNA, 1242 nt
Organism: Prunus mume (Japanese apricot)
Lineage: Eukaryota; Viridiplantae; Streptophyta; Magnoliopsida; Rosales; Rosaceae
Source: RefSeq, a predicted model, not a curated record